UCUUCCCAGAACGGUGGACGUGCUCACCUCCGCUCUGGGCCAGGUCUAUGUCCCGGUUUCCCGCCGUCGCGGGCAGGGCGCCAAGGCGGCAGGAGGAAGGUGAGCGAUCAAGAGACCUCCAAGAAGAGCGGCCUUCGGCAGUUCCCAUCGCGGAUAGAGAAGAGAAAGGAUGCACAUCACAGGAGGGAGGAACUACUCCAACUUUUCCUAUUCAAAAACAAAGAAAAAAGCUUAUUCAAGCUGUGAGGGACAAUUCAUUCCUUAUUGUUACUGGAAAUACAGGAAGUGGUAAAACAACUCAACUCCCAAAAUAUCUAUAUGAAGCAGGGUUUUCACAACAUGGUAUGAUUGGUGUGACUCAGCCACGAAAAGUAGCUGCCAUAUCUGUUGCUCAGAGGGUUGCUGAAGAAAUGAAAUGCACUUUGGGAUCCAAAGUAGGAUACCAAGUUCGUUUUGACGAUUGCAGCUCUAAGGAAACAGCAAUCAAAUACAUGACAGAUGGAUGUUUACUGAAACAUAUUCUGGGAGAUCCAAAUCUUACCAAGUUCAGUGUCAUUAUAUUGGAUGAAGCCCAUGAGAGAACUCUAACUACAGACAUCUUAUUUGGUUUAUUGAAGAAGCUGUUUCAGGAGAAGUCUCCUAAUAGGAAAGAGCAUUUAAAGGUGGUAGUGAUGUCAGCAACUAUGGAAUUAGCCAAGCUCUCUGCAUUCUUUGGAAAUUGUCCAAUAUUUGAUAUACCUGGAAGGCUUUAUCCGGUCAGAGAAAAAUUCUGCAAUUUGAUUGGUCCACGAGAUAGAGAAAAUACUGCAUAUAUUCAAGCGAUUGUGAAAGUGACCAUGGAUAUCCAUUUGAAUGAAAUGGCUGGAGACAUCUUGGUUUUUCUGACUGGUCAGUUUGAAAUCGAAAAAAGUUGUGAGUUACUUUUUCAGAUGGCAGAGUCUGUUGAUUAUGAUUAUGAUGUCCAAGAUACCACUCUAGAUGGCUUGCUAAUAUUGCCGUGUUAUGGAUCUAUGACAACAGAUCAACAGAGAAGAAUAUUUUUGCCACCUCCACCUGGAAUUAGAAAAUGCGUCAUAUCCACCAAUAUUUCUGCAACAUCUUUGACAAUAGAUGGAAUCAGAUAUGUGGUAGACGGUGGCUUCGUGAAGCAGUUAAAUCACAAUCCCAGACUAGGAUUGGACAUCCUAGAGGUGGUUCCGAUUUCAAAGAGUGAGGCCUUACAGCGAAGUGGCCGAGCUGGCAGGACUUCCUCAGGAAAAUGCUUUCGCAUCUAUAGUAAAGAUUUUUGGAACCAGUGUAUGCCUGACCAUGUGAUCCCUGAGAUUAAGAGAACUAGUUUGACAUCUGUAGUUCUGACCUUAAAGUGCCUUGCCAUACACGACGUAAUAAGGUUUCCCUAUUUGGAUCCACCUAAUGAGAGACUUAUUUUGGAAGCUCUUAAACAACUCUACCAGUGUGAUGCUAUUGACAGGAGUGGCCAUGUGACCAGAUUGGGUUUGUCUAUGGUAGAAUUUCCUCUCCCUCCACAUUUGACAUGUGCAGUAAUAAAGGCUGCUUCUCUGGACUGUGAAGACCUAUUACUUCCAAUAGCAGCAAUGCUGUCUGUGGAAAAUGUCUUCAUUAGACCUGUUGAUCCAGAGUACCAGAAGGAAGCAGAACAGAGACAUCGAGAAUUGGCAGCUAAAGCUGGAGGAUUUAAUGACUUUGCGACUUUAGCUGUCAUCUUUGAACAGUGCAAAUCAAGUGGAGCUCCAGCUUCGUGGUGCCAGAAACAUUGGAUUCAUUGGAGGUGCUUAUUUUCUGCAUUUCGUGUUGAAGCUCAACUUAGAGAACUGAUCAGGAAGCUUAAACAGCAAAGUGACUUCCCAAGAGAGACCUUUGAAGGCCCUAAACAUGAAGUACUGCGAAGAUGUCUUUGUGCAGGUUAUUUCAAAAAUGUAGCUCGCAGGUCUGUUGGGAGAACGUUUUGCACAAUGGAUGGGCGUGGAAGCCCAGUUCACAUUCAUCCUUCCUCAGCACUUCAUGAACAGGAAACCAAACUUGAAUGGAUCAUUUUCCAUGAGGUAUUAGUUACCACCAAAGUCUACGCAAGAAUUGUGUGUCCAAUCCGUUAUGAAUGGGUGAGAGACUUGUUACCCAAGUUGCAUGAAUUUAAUGCACAUGAUUUGAGCAGUGUGGCCCGACGUGAAAUGAGAGAAGAUGCAAGAAGGAGGUGGACCAAUAAGGAAAAUGUAAAGCAUCUAAAGGAUGGAAUACCAAAAGAAGUCCUAAAGAAAAUGCAAAGAAGAAAUGAUGAUAAAUCCAUAUCAGACGCACGUGCUCGUUUCCUUGAGAGAAAGCAGCAGAGGUCCCAGGAUCACAGUGACACCCUGAAGGAAACAGGCUAAGCAGUGAACCCUCCAAUUCAGGAAGUAGGAAAAGCAGCCAGAAAAUGUGCUUCUGCUUUGCCAUUUAUGUCAGACAGCACUACCAAGAGGAAGUGGUCAGCAGCUGUUUUUAGCAUACGAGUUAAAAGCAAAUCAAAGCUCAUCAGUACCAAUAAAUGGAAUUUUCAAAGAAAAGAUUGAGCUGCCAUAGUCAUAGGAAAUGAUAUAUGAAACCAAUGAAAGACAAUAUAUGUGAUAUUUUCCUCACUUCAAUUUUGCUGGCCUUAACUGGUAUCAAAUGCUGUCAGUGAGAUAUUUUCAAAGAACAUUGAAUUGUAUUUAAUCAGCGUGUAUUCCAUUUGCAUUGAAGCAUUAAAAAUUAUUUUCCUUAAAUCUCUUUAAGGCCUUCUUGUUGCUAUUAGAAUAGUAUUAUAUCAGGUUAUCAGGUAUGUGACCAUUUCCUUCUGAAGGCUGAACAUAAAAGAGGUUUUUACUGAGCAAUACUUAGAUGUCUAACCGUUUAAUUGCUACAGAGCUUUAUAGAUACUUAGAGAAAAGACUUAAUCAAUUAGUAAAUAAGAAAAUUGCCUAUGGCAAGAUUCUUUGUUGAAUUAAUAUUAAUCCUUAAGUUGAUUUUUCUGGGAUUAUACAAAUUCCUUUUUAUAUAAAAGUAUAUUGUUUAAAACAGUAGCUAUAGCCAUUAACCAAAGGACAGAUGAUAUAUAUAUGUUCUUUUUUUAGCUGUCCCUACAUACUUGUAUCAGCACCAUGUAUGUAGGUGUGACAGUGUUUCAAACAGCCCUUCCACCUGGCCUACUCUCUUGCCUCCAGCUGCUUGGGUAGGACCAUUUAAACAUCUAUUACGCCGAUCUUGAAAUGGGAUUUUCAAAGCAGCCAACACUGCAUCACCAGUGUUUCAAAUUGGAACCUUGAGGCUAGUUAGUAUCACACUCAGGCCACACUCAGCACUUGUCCACUCUGUUGUUUACUGCCUUGUAUUCUAGUUAUUUGUGUAUUUGUCUGUCUCCCCCACUAGAUUAUACGCUCCUUGUGGGCAGGGACUAUGUCUUUUUCAUCUUUGUAUCUUUCAUGGCACCUAGCACAGUGCUUUGCACAUAGUAGUCAAUGUUUGUUAAAUAAAGCUAUUAGUGUCGUUCAAAUUCAAAA
Molecule: messenger RNA, 3533 nt
Organism: Lagenorhynchus albirostris (white-beaked dolphin)
Lineage: Eukaryota; Metazoa; Chordata; Mammalia; Artiodactyla; Delphinidae
Gene: DHX40
Product: DEAH-box helicase 40
Exons: 18
Coding region: 48-2387 (779 amino acids)
Cellular component (GO): intracellular anatomical structure
Molecular function (GO): ATP binding; RNA binding
Source: RefSeq, a predicted model, not a curated record